AGUCAAAACAAAAAAACGGAAGGUACUGUGCACCUUAACGUUGUUGCUUAUAAAAUCAAAGCUCGUUUCUCCAAAAAAAAAAAAAAAAAAUCAAAGCUCGGUUCAAUAAUUGACUCGAUUACAUUACAUAGAUCAGGAAGCCAAACAAAAUGGAGGGGACAAAGAUUGCCAAGAGAUUUGAAGGCAAGGUUGCCAUUGUGACUGCUUCCACUCAGGGCAUUGGCUUCACCAUUGCUGAGAGGCUUGGCUUGGAAGGUGCCUCUGUUGUCAUCUCUUCUCGUAAACAGAAAAAUGUAGAUGAGGCGGUUGAAAAACUCAAAUCACGAAUCGAGGUGUUGGGUGUUGUUUGUCAUUUGUCAAAUGCACAACAAAGGAAGAACCUUAUAGACAAGACUAUUCAGAAAUAUGGUAAAAUAGAUGUGGUCGUAUCCAAUGCUGCUACUAAUCCAUCUGUUGAUAGCAUUUUGCAAACUCAAGAAUCUGUCCUGGAUAAGCUGUGGGACAUAAAUGUCAAAUCCUCCAUACUUAUCUUAAAGGAUGCAGGUCCUCAUAUGUCCAAGGGUUCUUCUGUGGUCAUCAUUUCCUCUAUUGCCGGCUACCAUCCACCAGCUUCCAUGGCUAUGUAUGGGGUGACUAAGACAGCCCUUCUUGGACUUACCAAGGCACUUGCAGCUGAGAUGGCUCCAAAUACACGUGUGAACUGUGUUGCUCCCGGUUUUGUACCAACACACUUUGCCUCAUUCAUUACAGAAAAUGAUGCCCUUAGGAAGGAGGUCGAGGGGAGGACUAUGCUUAACAGGCUUGGUACCACUCAAGACAUGGCUGCUGCUACUGCCUUUUUGGCAUCUGAUGAUGCUUCUUAUAUAACAGGAGAAACUCUGGUGGUGGCAGGAGGAACGCCAUCGAGACUCUAGAUCCCUUUCUAUUUUCUCCGUAAUACCUUCUACUCUUAAAAUCCCAAUGGUUUGAUAACCGGUUUACAAUUCCCUAAUUAAAUGGCAAAGAAUAAAUUCAUAAGUUAUGUAUUUCGUUUGUAAGUGACGCCAAGUUAUAUAUUUCGUUAUAUAUGGCCACAGGUGGCUAAAAAGACCCGCACAUUGUGAGUAUGAGUAACAUGUACACAAUAUAUAUUCCACACAAGCAGCUUUAUUUGGAAGGCAA
Messenger RNA from Quercus robur (English oak), 1161 nucleotides. Its product is annotated as tropinone reductase-like 3. Bases 150 to 914 code for a protein of 254 amino acids. Gene Ontology annotation, molecular function: oxidoreductase activity. The record is from RefSeq and is a predicted model, not a curated record. Lineage: Eukaryota; Viridiplantae; Streptophyta; Magnoliopsida; Fagales; Fagaceae. The transcript is spliced from 6 exons.